CUAGAAUGCGCUAUAUCCCCGUUGGUAUCACGACGCCGAUGGCAGUCGGAAGUUCAACUUCACCAUGAACAGUUUCUGCUGCUCAGUUCUUGUAAGUUUGUUGCUGGGGUCGUGGACGCACGGAUACGUCUUAAAAGGAUGUGGUAUUACCACUGCUCCUCUAAAGCGCAUUGAACCUUCUCGCCCUUCGAACUCCACCAGUUGGCCUUGGAUGGUGGCGUUGCUGAAGGAUGGAGGAAUUCAUUACUGUGGAGCUGUCUUGAUCUCCAAGCAACAUGUUUUAACUGCUGCUCAUUGCAUUGCACCGUUCAAAUUAGAGUCGAUUAGAGCUCGAUUUGGGGAAUACGAUCUAGGGAAAGAUCAAGAAUCGCGCCAUAUGGACUACAGAAUUGCUCAGUCUUUUAUUCAUGAAGCAUAUGACAGAGCUACAUACGAGAAUGAUAUUGCUAUUUUGAAAGUUCAGAAGUCCUUGAUUUCUAAUUCGUACAUUUGGCCAAUUUGUAUGCCACCGAAAGAUAUGAGUUGGGGUACUAUAUACUAUGGUGGUCCUCCAUCUGACGUACUAUUGCAAGUUGAUGUUCCCGUGUGGAAUCAAAAUCAAUGCGUACAGAAAUUUUCUCAACCGAUUCUGGAAACCCAUCUGUGCGCCGGCGCUUAUGGAGGUGGAAAAGAUUCCUGCCAGGGUGAUUCUGGAGGCCCACUAAUGUAUUUCGAAGAUGAUAAAUGGAUGACAGUUGGGAUAGUGUCUUGGGGUAUUAACUGUGGCCAAGAUACUCCGGGUAUAUACACCCGAGUCAAUAAAUAUUUGGAUUGGAUAUCACAGAAAAUGUCAUUGUGAAAAAAAUACGCUGCAUUUACAUGCAUAUCACUAAUUAUCGGAAUAAUUAUGAAGCAGGUUUGCAUUUCAAAUAGUCUUAUCUUAAAAUAAUCUUUCUGACUACGAUACGUGUACUGUCUUUUGUUGCUUAAGAAGAUAUUGUAAAAUAUUGAUCUUUCAUUUCCUUAGUGUAAAAAAAUGAACCUUGCGUUUUCUUCCAGUACUUUAUACAUUUAGAAAUUAAAAAAUGUAUUAUGGAAUGAAGAAGAAUUGUAUUGAUGUUGUAAAAAUAAAUAUAAUAUACCUACCAACACCAACGAUAUUUAAAUAUUCUCUUCUUCCGGAGUCCUUUCACGCAAUGCCCAAGCGUCGUAGUUUCGACCUCGCCAUUUAGGCGUCUUUUAAUUCUUCUUUUCUUGUGUGAGAGAGUCACGAGGUGACGCCGCCAGUGAUGUCCGAGAAACGAGCAAUAGGAGCACCUUCUCAUGUGACGAAAUAUUCGUUGGUGCUUGGAUUUGUAGGCCCUGCCCUAAAAGGGGCGGAACCAGCCGAUCAUUUGGGAGGGGGGGACCUCGUAGAUUUUUGUUAAGCAAU
Messenger RNA from Gryllus bimaculatus (two-spotted cricket), 1411 nucleotides. Lineage: Eukaryota; Metazoa; Arthropoda; Insecta; Orthoptera; Gryllidae. The record is from the annotation of a GenBank genome assembly.